Messenger RNA from Aspergillus eucalypticola CBS 122712, 303 nucleotides. RefSeq lists its product as uncharacterized. Bases 38 to 247 code for a protein of 69 amino acids. The transcript has a single exon. NCBI's taxonomy places the organism in Eukaryota, Fungi, Ascomycota, Eurotiomycetes, Eurotiales, Aspergillaceae. The record is from RefSeq and is a predicted model, not a curated record.
CUAAGGUUCUGUUCGCAGUGUGAUUGGCGAUGAGUUAAUGGGUGUAUGUGUCCCACAUAUUUCUCAGUCCCUACUACUAGUAGUAAGGAACCUGGUAGUUGAAAAGUAUGCAUUAUUUUCUUUACCGAGACCUCUUGCAGCUGUUGCGCAUAGCGAUGGUACCAGCAGCUCGACUGAUAUGAGGCACCCCCCGAAACAUCCAAAGAAGUACAGCGGAGCGCAAACUGAGCUUCUGCUCUCUUAUUGAUGGCCAGAAAGAGUCCUGGGUGGUAGAGGCUGCAUGGUCGCGUUUUUCGGGAGUCA